AUGUCAUCUUUGAUCCUUUUGUCAAUCACCUUAAAUCACUGUCCUCUGGCUCUUGACUCCUCCAAUAAAGGGAAGGGUUUCUCCCAAAAAUGCAUAAAGAACAAGAGGAUAACUAGGAAGAGAGUAGAGCCAAUUAAAGAACAAAAAGAAGACCAUUACCUGUCAACAUUGAAGCAUAAAGUCAACGUUUACCAACAUAACCUGCAGGACAAUCCAGCGGUGACCACUCAGAGGGUGGAACGCCUGUUUAAAAAUCUGGUAGAGAAUAAUCCAAUGGAGGUUCAUCCGUGCGUCUUUAAUGAGGACACUGUCGGGAUGGAGCAUCAUGGCUUUGGAGUAGAAUCGAGCGAGGAGGAGGAUGAUGAUUACACCUAUGAAGAUGAAGACUAUUCCAAUGACGAUGAUGACCACAAUGUGAACACGUUUUGUGGACUGCGGCGAAAUUUCCUCUCUGAUAUUCCAGAGUUGUCAUCCAAGCGUAAAGAUAUUACAGAUCCAUACAGUAUACAAGACACCAAUUCAUAUCGAGGGUCUGCCGAGGAGGCAGAGAGAAUUGGUCAAGAAUUGGUUAAUGAAGAAGAACAGGCUAAAAGGAAGGCUGAGAAACGAAGACUUAAGAAAAAAAGACAAAAAGAGAGAAGACGGCAGCAAAAAUUAGAAAAAGAAAAUAGAAGUGAGAAUAAAAUUGGAGAGAAUGUUAAGGAUAAGAAAGUUUUAUCAAAGAAAGAAAGUUGUAGCGAUGGAGAGGAGGAUGACGAAGAAGUGAGUGGAAAUGUUAAACGUGGUCUUGAUCUGUCACCUGAGAAAGGGGCCUCGGCGUACAAAAAUCAGAGUUCCGAAAGAGCUAACAGUAGGAAUGAGGAUAGUGUGAAAGUGACUGCUAAAGACAGGAAAGCGAAGAGGGAUAGAGUGGGUGAGGAUGAGAACAUGGCCGAUAAAUCUGUGUAUAAUUCCGAGGAUGAGCUGGACAUGAACAGUUCUUUUGUUUCAAAAGCUGUCAACCAGAUAAAACGUAAAAUGAAUAUAAAGCCUAAAGCUGAGAGGAAAGAGAACGAGAAAAAGAGAGGUGAAAAGAAACUAGAGCAAACUGCAGAUUCGAACGCCUUGAAUGAGAAGAUUUUAGAAUUAGCAGAUAGUGACUGUGAAGCUGUCUUAUUGGAAGGAGUAGAUUUGAUGCAAUUUGAAGCUGGAUCUUCAUCUGAGAGAAAUUCACAGAACUGCUUGAUGUUUAUUCAGGAAAUUCAGGCAAAGAAUUGCCCCCUCUUGUCCCUGACACUACUGUCCAUGUCUAUAUUUGGGUACUUUAAGUCCCCAUUAAAAGUAAUCUAUAAUUUUUUGCACCUCUCUGUAAUUUCCUUGCAUAUUUGUUCCUUUACAUCCUUCCCACUAGCUGGUGGCCUAUAGUGGAGCAAUGUAAUGCACCUUUUUUACCCCUUAGCUCUAGCCAAAUCGAUUCCGUCCUUGACCCCUCUGGGACAUCCUCUUUAUCCAGCACGCAAUGCUCUCCUUAAUCAAUAGCAUUACACCUCCCCCUUUCCUGUUUGUCCUGAACCCCUUGUAUCCAGGAAUAUUUAACACUCAGUCCCGCCCUCCUUUGACCUAGGUCUGUGUUACAGCCACAACAUUCUACAUGGCAAUCUGUGCCUUGGACUCACCAGUCUUUUGGUGCAUUCACAUACAUGCAUAGUAACCCUGAUUAGACACAAUUACUUUCUUCCUUAGUUUGACUCCACCUAGAAACUUCACUAUUCCGGAUUCUCAUGCCAUCUGUUUCUCUCGGUAUUCUGUGCCCGACAGUAUUCCUCUGAUAUUUUCUCCUGGUUCCCACACCCCUGCCAAGUUAGCUUACAACCCCUUCCCAAGGGCACCAGCCAAAAGCCCCGCAAGGAACUCGGUUCCAGCUCUAUUUAAGUGUAACCCAUCCAGCUUAUACUGGCCCCAUCUCACCCAGAGCCAGUCCCAAUGUCUCAGGAAUCUAAAGCCCUCCCUCCUGCAUCAUAUUUACAUCCACACACCCACCUGCUUUAUUCUCUUAUUUCUGUACUGACUUACGCAAGAUACAGGGAGUAAUCUGGAGAUUUCUUCUUUUGAAAUCCUGCUUGCUAAUUUCCCUAAAUUCUGACUGCAGGACCACCUCCCUCUUUCUGCCUAUGUCAUUUGUACAAAUGCGGACCAUGACUGCUGUCUGUUUACCCUGCCCCCUCCGGGUUCUCUGCAACCACUCAGUGACCCUGGCACCAGCAAAGCAACAUACCAUCCUGGAUUCAUGUUUGUGUUCGGAGAAACACCAGCCUAUUCCCCAAGCUGUCAAAUCUCCUAAACUAUAUUGCCCUUCCAGUCUUCCUUGUGCACUCUGUACAGCAAAGCCACUUGUGGUUCCUUGGACUCGGACUUGGCUCUGGCUGCACUCCCCAGAUGAACCAUCACUCUUAUCAGCGUUCAGAACUGAAUACAGGUUGGAGUGGAAUGCACCCAAGGGAUUCCUGCACUAUGCCUGUUUCUACUUCACUAUCUGGUGGUUUCUUUUUUCCCCUCUCCCUGCAUACUCUUAAUCUGUGGGCUGACCACAUCUAUAAAUGUGCUAUCCACAAAGUUUUCAACUUUACAGAUGCACGGCAGUGACUCCAGCUGCUGCGCAAGUUCAAAACCCAGAGCUCAGUUCGCUGCAACUGAUGACACUUGCUGCACAAACGUUUAUACAGGACAUAGGAAGUGUCCUGGAAUUCCCACGUUGCACAGGAUGUGCACUCGAGAGGUUGGAGCCACCCUGCCAUUUCACUGUUAAUAAUCUUGCUGCUUCUAAUAAAUUUUACUCCUACGAGUAACUCUUAGACAAUGCUAAUAAACCUUACUAAUAGUUAAUACAUUUUACCAGUAUGAAUAAACUUUACUUCAAUGAAA
Molecule: messenger RNA, 2901 nt
Organism: Carcharodon carcharias (great white shark)
Lineage: Eukaryota; Metazoa; Chordata; Chondrichthyes; Lamniformes; Lamnidae
Product: stress response protein NST1-like
Exons: 10
Coding region: 1-1404 (467 amino acids)
Source: RefSeq, a predicted model, not a curated record